GUCGGACGCAUUUCCCUGUAACACAGGAAGUAAGAUGUCAAUGACAGCCGUGUAAACUCUCCAGCUGUUCAGUCCUCAUUUGUUUUACGGAUUAUUCAGAAAGACGAUGUGGACAAUAAACUUGAGCCACACCUGCAGAUGAGGACGCUCCUUUUUGUGUCUUGGGUGGUGUUCUACAUUUCACUUCUCUUAGUAGCUCGAAGAAUGUGGACUGGAAAGUAUUCACGGAGCCCUCUCGCUCGAACGCUUAUAAUGAACGCCUUAACCAGCUCGGAUUUUAAUGACCAGGGGAUGCCAGAGUGGUAUCGCUGUUGUCCUGACCUGUUAGGGGAGAAGAUUCGGCCCUUGUUUGUGCUGAGUCAGUUAGAUGGCGAGACUCAAGCUUUCCUUGAGAGGAGUGUGGAGAAGUCUGGCUGGGUCUUUACUCAACUCUACCACUCCUUCUUCUCCAGCAUAUUCAGCCCCAUCAUCUCACGGACAUCCAUCAAUGGGUUUCUGGGACGAGGCUCCAUGUUUGUUUUCUCGCAGGAACAAUUUCGCCAACUUCUCCAGAUCCGUCCAGACUGGAAAGGAGAAAAGCUGCUGGAUCUCGGAGCUGGGGAUGGAGGUGUCACUGAUGUGAUGGGCUCUCAUUUUAAAGAAGUUUAUGCCACUGAGGUGUCACUUCCAAUGAGGUGGCAGCUCCAGAGAAAGAACUACAGGUUGUUGGAAAUUGAUGAGUGGCAAAAGACAGGUUUCCAGUACGACGUUAUCAGCUGUCUGAACCUCUUGGACCGGUGUGAUGAACCUUCACAGCUGCUCAGGGACAUCAAGAAUGCUCUGGUACCCGGUACAGGACGGCUGAUCCUUGCAGUCGUUCUACCUUUUCAGCCUUACGUGGAAAUAAGAGGAAGAUGGGUGCGUCCAUCAGAGCACAUUCAGGUGAAAGGAACCACUUGGGAGGAGCAAGUUAAGAACCUGUCCGAUGACAUAUUCCAUACUGUUGGAUUUGAGGUGGAAGCAGUGACACGCCUACCGUAUUUAUGUGAGGGAGACAUGCACCAGGAUUAUUAUGUGUUAGAUGAUGCAGUGUUUGUUCUGAAGCCUCAGGAAUGAGGUCCCGUUUGAAGCCGGUCCUCGGGACGUAUAUAGAGAAUUAUAUCUGCAUUGAAAUCCUUUACUGAAUAUGCUGAAGUAGAAAAAAAAAAUCGUCUAAUGUAGUAAGAGGAUAUUAAAGCCAUAGUAAGAACUUUUCUUUUAAAGUUAUUUUGGUGAACGGUAUACAUUUUGCAUGUUAUGAAAGUAUUUUAAAUGAUGAAUCAUGAAUUUACUGCAAUGUUAAGAACCGCCUUCGAGACUUAAGAUGUAAUCCAGGCAACUGUAGACGGUGGAUACGAUAAAUUCCUGCUGUCUGUUACAACACUGGGCCGCUUGGCCUGUUGUGCCUACCUUGCGUACUUUACCUUGUGUCUUCAAUGAAGCAUCGGUAAAGCUAUGCUCAGACCUCAUUUAAACAAUAUCGUAUAACUGAUGCACAGUUUUUAGGAUUUGUUUACAUGAUCUUUAGAUUCAUUUCCAGCCAAGUGCUGGACUGGUGCUGUUGUAUUUCAUUAACGAUGGCUGGUCUGUUCAUAAUACAUAAUGUAUUAAAGUAUUUUCAAUAAAAAAAUAAUACAA
Molecule: messenger RNA, 1656 nt
Organism: Hemibagrus wyckioides
Lineage: Eukaryota; Metazoa; Chordata; Actinopteri; Siluriformes; Bagridae
Gene: mettl9
Product: methyltransferase 9, His-X-His N1-histidine
Exons: 6
Coding region: 139-1095 (318 amino acids)
Molecular function (GO): protein-L-histidine N-pros-methyltransferase activity
Source: RefSeq, a predicted model, not a curated record